This is a messenger RNA of Sinocyclocheilus grahami, 2872 nucleotides long. RefSeq names its product pre-mRNA-processing factor 6-like. The record is from RefSeq and is a predicted model, not a curated record. Gene Ontology annotation, biological process: spliceosomal tri-snRNP complex assembly; mRNA splicing, via spliceosome. Gene Ontology annotation, molecular function: protein binding. Lineage: Eukaryota; Metazoa; Chordata; Actinopteri; Cypriniformes; Cyprinidae. The transcript has 16 exons. Gene Ontology annotation, cellular component: U4/U6 x U5 tri-snRNP complex; catalytic step 2 spliceosome. Bases 1 to 2481 code for a protein of 826 amino acids.
AUGUAUUAUUUCUGCCUACAGAGGAAGCUGGCUGAGGUCACAGAAGAUGAAUGGUUGAGUAUUCCUGAGGUUGGUGAUGCCAGGAACAAGCGUCAGAGGAAUCCCCGCCAUGAGAAGCUCACACCCGUGCCGGACAGCUUCUUUGCCAAGCACCUCCAGACUGGAGAAAAAAACACUUCUGUUGACCCACUGCAAGGGCAAUUUGGCGGGCUAGCGACAUCCUUCCCAGGAGGCUUGAACACACCCUACCCAGGAGGCAUGACUCCUGAAGCUGGAGAGCUGGACAUGAGGAAGAUCGGACAGGCCAGAAACACUCUGAUGGACAUGAGGCUCAGUCAGGUCUCUGACUCUGUGAGUGGACAGACAGUUGUUGAUCCUAAAGGCUAUCUCACCGAUCUCAACUCCAUGAUCCCCACACAUGGAGGAGACAUCAGUGAUAUUAAGAAGGCCCGUCUCCUCUUGAAGUCAGUGAGAGAAACAAACCCUCAUCACCCGCCUGCGUGGAUCGCUUCUGCCCGUCUGGAGGAGGUGACCGGGAAGCUGCAGGUGGCCAGAAACCUGAUCAUGAAAGGCACUGAGAUGUGUCCCAAGAAGAAAUGUACCAGAGAAGAUUUGCAUGUCAAAGGCGGAGCCCCAGAGACACACCUACCUAUUACAUCAUCGUCGCAGACCAAUGGGAGUUCGAAGGUGUUUACUAGCCAGAGCAUUGUGAUGCUUGCUACUUUUUGUUUAAUCAUUAAACAACUCAUGUCUGUCUGUAUACUUCCUUUUUUCCGAUAUCUACAUGUCACCACAGCUCUGGAGAAUGUGUCAAAGUCGGUGCGUUUGUGGAAGAUAGCUGUUGAGCUGGAGGAGCCAGAGGAUGCAAGGAUCAUGUUGAGUAGAGCAGUCGAGUGCUGUCCUACCAGUGUUGAGCUCUGGCUGGCUCUGGCCCGAUUAGAAACCUAUGAGAAUGCCCGUCGUGUUCUGAACAAGGCCCGUGAAAACAUUCCCACUGACCGCCAUAUCUGGAUCACAGCUGCCAAGCUGGAGGAGGCCAACGGCAACACACAGAUGGUGGAGAAGAUCAUCGACAGAGCCAUCACCUCCCUCAGGGCCAACGGCGUGGAGAUCAACCGUGAACAAUGGGUUCAGGAUGCAGAGGAGUGUGAUAAGGCUGGCAGCGUGGCCACAUGUCAGGCUGUGAUCAGAGCUGUGAUUGGGAUUGGCAUUGAAGAGGAGGACUGCAAACACACAUGGAUGGAGGACGCAGACAGUUGUGUGGCUCAUGGAGCUCUGGAGUGUGCGCGGGCCAUCUACGCUCAUGCGCUCCAGGUCUUCCCCAGCAAGAAGAGCGUCUGGCUGAGGGCUGCUUACUUUGAGAAGAACCACGGUACACGAGAGUCGUUGGAGGCUCUGUUACAGAGGGCCGUGGCUCAUUGUCCUAAGGCUGAGGUGUUAUGGCUAAUGGGUGCUAAAUCGAAAUGGUUAGCGGGCGAUGUUCCUGCAGCCAGAAGUAUCCUGGCUUUGGCUUUCCAGGCUAACCCCAACAGCGAGGAGAUCUGGCUGGCUGCCGUGAAGCUGGAAUCGGAGAAUAACGAGUACGAGAGAGCCCGCAGGCUGUUAGCCAAGGCCCGCAGCAGCGCCCCCACCGCCAGGGUGUUUAUGAAGUCGGUGAGGCUGGAGUGGGUGCUGGGGAAUAUUGACGCAGCACAGGAGCUGUGUACGGAGGCCCUGAAGCACUAUGAGGAUUUCCCCAAGCUUUGGAUGAUGAGAGGACAGAUCGAGGAGCAGUCAGAGAACAUCGAUAAAGCACGAGAGGCCUACAACCAGGGAGUACGUUUAUGGGCUCUAGAGAAGAUGCCUUACUAUAAUUUAAAAAUGCAGAACCUAAUUCUGUAUAAUAUUAGGAGCAAACAUUUUUCAGUGGGACUGCGUGAUAAUAGACAAGAUCUCGAAAAUCUCACCAAAACAAUAUGUCACUUUAUAUGCAAUAAUCUCAAUUUCUCUGGCAGGCUGGAGUCUGUCCGACUUGAAUACAGAGCAGGAUUGAAAAACAUCUCCAACACGCUCAUGGCCAAAGCCCUUCAGGAGUGUCCUAACUCUGGCAUCCUGUGGGCUGAAGCUGUGUUCUUGGAGGCCAGACCUCAGCGCAAGACCAAGAGUGUUGACGCUCUGAAGAAGUGUGAACAUGAUCCUCAUGUACUUCUGGCAGUUGCCAAAUUGUUUUGGAGCGAGAGGAAGGUAACAAAGGCGCGCGAGUGGUUUCUGCGGACGGUAAAGAUUGAACCAGACUUGGGCGAUGCCUGGGCGUUCUUCUACAAGUUUGAGCUUCAGCACGGCACAGAAGAGCAACAGCGGGAGGUGAAGAAGCGCUGUGAGAACGCAGAGCCGCGGCACGGUGAGCUGUGGUGCGCUGAAUCCAAACACGUUCUCAACUGGCAGAAGAACAUCGGAGAGAUCCUGGUACUCGUGGCUUCAAAGAUCAAAAACACCUUCUGAGAUUCACAAAUCUGAGCAUGUUUGGUUUAGCAAAUAUGUUGUUUUUAGAGAAUCUGUGGACAAGGUUUGGUUUGUUUUUUUCUACAGCCAUUUUUUAAUGUGUUUGCCCCUCUGUAACUGUGAUGAUUCAGGGCUGUUUUCAUAACACAUGCUGUUAUGUUCCGGGUGUUGUAAAGUCUAGUCACACCCAGAGAUAUGAGUCCAUUUUGAACAUUAAUAUCUGACACCCUCUUACUCUACUUCUCAUUAUGCUAAUGUGUAAAUGUGCUGCUUAUCAGGAAAAUAAAUGAAGUCCAGUCUGUUUCAGAUGUCAGUGCUCCUGUGCUGGUGAUUUUUGUAUUUCUUCGUCAUCCUAGUUUUAUGUUGGCUUGAUAAAUCCAGCAUUCUAUAA